AAGUAUUCGAUGAUGUAUGCACAAAGGAAGCUCCCAAGUGAGAUUCUUCAGACAGAGGUAUCUGAAUGUCACUAAACACGUCAAUCAAAAAACCCUUUGCCUCUCUGACAAUCUUUCUACUCUCUUUGUAUAUAUAUAUUGAAUCUUGGAUUCCAUUUCCAAGAACAAGAAAAAGAAAAAAAACACCAAGAAAAGACAAAAACCUUCAUUGUUUCGAUUUUAUUUUGGAGUCUGAAUAUCUAAAAUGUCGGGGAUAGUAUCUACAUCUACACAAGGAAAGAGGGUGGUGGUGAUCGGCGGAGGAGUCGCCGGCUCCCUCGCCGCAAAACUGCUUCAGUUCGAUGCUGACGUAACCCUCAUCGAUCCGAAGGAGUACUUUGAGAUCACGUGGGCGAGCUUGAGAUCCAUGGUGGAGCCUUCCUUUGCAGAGAGAACAGUCAUCAACCACAAGAACUAUUUUAAAAACGGCCGUGUCGUUACUUCUCCGGCGAUCGACAUCACGGAGAGCGACGUAACGACUAAAGACGGAGCUGUGAUUGGAUAUGAUUACUUAGUGAUCGCUACGGGUCACAACGACUUGCUCCCCAAAACCAGACAAGAGAAGCUCUCACAAUACCAAGCAGAAUAUGAGAAGAUCGUAUCUUCUCAAUCAGUUCUGAUCGUCGGUGGAGGACCGUCAGGCGUGGAGCUAGCUGCGGAGAUCGCAGUUGACUUUCCGGAGAAGAAAGUCACGUUGGUGCACAAAGGACCGAGACUGCUCGAGUUUGUCGGAGAAAAGGCUGCUGACAAAGCAUUUGACUGGUUGGAAUCGAAGAAAGUGGAAGUGAUACUGAACCAGUCGGUGGAUUUGAGUUCAGCUUCAGACGGGAACAAAACAUAUAAGACUUCGGGAGGAGAAACUAUACACGCAGAUUGUCAUUUCCUCUGUGUUGGGAAGCCUCUUGCUUCUCAGUGGCUCAAUGGAACUGUUCUGAAAGAUAGCCUGGAUGGUAAAGGAAGGGUCAUGGUGGAUGAGCACUUGCGGGUUAAGGAUCGAAAGAAUGUGUUCGCUAUUGGAGAUAUCACUAAUAUCCUGGAGAUGAAGCAAGGAUAUAUAGCGGAGAGUCAUGCUAAUGUGGCGGUGAAGAACAUUAAAGUAAUGAUGUCUGGCGGGAAAAGGAAGAAGUUGUCGACGUACAAGCCAGGAUCAGAGAUUGCUAUUGUGUCUUUAGGGAGGAAAGACUCGGUGGCUCAGUUUCCGUUUGUGACAGUGGUGGGUUGCCUCCCUGGUUUGAUCAAGUCCAAGGACUUAUUUGUAGGGAAGACGAGGAAGGCAAGAGGGCUAAGUCCUAAACUUGUGCAAGGUUGAGUUCUUUAGUGUGUGUCUCAGAGGUUUCACCUUGAGAGAGAGAGAGAGAGAGAGAGAGAGAGAUGCUUUUGUGCACAUAUGUAAUCAUGGUUGUGUUUGUUUUCUUUGUGUGUUGAUCUCAUUGUUUUAGUGUGGAGUGAUUGUUGGUUUGCUUAUGUUGUUUGUGACUAACCGGAAAAAAAUCAUAUGAAUGAAGUUUGAACUGAAAGUAA
Molecule: messenger RNA, 1560 nt
Organism: Raphanus sativus (radish)
Lineage: Eukaryota; Viridiplantae; Streptophyta; Magnoliopsida; Brassicales; Brassicaceae
Exons: 4
Coding region: 245-1348 (367 amino acids)
Cellular component (GO): cytoplasm
Molecular function (GO): electron-transferring-flavoprotein dehydrogenase activity; flavin adenine dinucleotide binding
Source: RefSeq, a predicted model, not a curated record